Molecule: messenger RNA, 1328 nt
Organism: Aethalodelphis obliquidens (Pacific white-sided dolphin)
Lineage: Eukaryota; Metazoa; Chordata; Mammalia; Artiodactyla; Delphinidae
Gene: LYSET
Product: lysosomal enzyme trafficking factor
Exons: 2
Coding region: 412-921 (169 amino acids)
Source: RefSeq, a predicted model, not a curated record
AGCCCCGGCUGUGGCAGCAUCCGGGACGGCGGGCGGGCGGGCCAACCGGGACAGGAGGUGAGAUCCGGGACCUGCCCAGCUCUGCAGGCUCGGCCUGUGGCCGUUGCCGGGCACUGGGCUCCCGGCGCUGCAAGGCGGAGAGGCCCGGGUCUGGCGCCGCCCGCGCAGCCGGGUCGCAGCGGCGGGCGCUGCAGCACGACAGGGGGCGGGGCCGGCUGCAGGGGAGGCCAGGGUGGCUGGGGAGUCUCCCGGCUGGGCCGAGUGACACAGGCUGGGGCUCCGGCAGCGGCGACAGGGGCCGGGCCGCCGCGUGACCGGCUGCAGUCACGCUGUGCUUAAUCACAAUUAGCUUUUGCUCCAGGCUGGCCGUGCGCACCAUUCUCCCAGCCGGUGACCCCGGGGAUUUCUUUUAUGGUGGCUUUCUCUGAAAUGCCAAAGCCACCCGAUUAUUCAGAGCUGAGUGACUCUUUAACGCUUGCCGUGGGAACAGGAAGAUUUUCGGGACCACUGCACAGAGCAUGGAGAAUGAUGAACUUCCGUCAGCGUAUGGGAUGGAUUGGAGUGGGAUUGUAUCUGUUAGCAAGUGCAGCAGCAUUUUACUAUGUUUUUGAAAUCAACGAGACUUACAAUAGGCUGGCCUUGGAACACAUUCAGCAGCACCCAGAGGAGCCCCUUGAAGGAACCACAUGGACACACUCCUUGAAAGCUCGGUUACUCUCCCUGCCUUUCUGGUUUUGGACAGUUAUUUUUCUGAUACCUUACUUGCAGAUGUUUUUGUUCCUUUAUUCUUGUACAAGAGCUGACCCCAAAACGAUGGGCUACUGUAUUAUUCCCAUAUGCUUGGCAGUUAUAUGCAAUCGCCACCAGGCAUUUGUCAAGGCUUCUAAUCAGAUCAGCAGACUACAACUGAUUGAUACAUAAAAUCAGUCACUAUUUUUUCCUUACAAGUACAAAACUGCCAGUACUGUAUGAAGCCUGAUCACAAGACUGCAGUUUCUUCACAGAUCUCAGGAAGCUGUGGUGGGGCAGAGGCUUUUUAAAGAAUGUGACUAGGGGACUAUCUUUAUCUGAAUAUUGAAUUUUUAGGUAAAGCCUGUGAUACAGUACUACAAAAUCAUGUUGAUGACUUCAGAUUUUGGAAGUAAAAUUUUAUCUGUUAUUUGAAUUCUUUAGAAACUUGAAUAAGUACCUGGAUUCAUAUUUUUAUUCUACUGUGCAACAUAGUGAUGAUUCAGAAAUUUUUCCUUUGGGGAAAAAAUGAACAUUUCCAUUGUGUUUAAUGUAAAAAGGUCCAAACAUGGUCAUAAAAUUUAAAUUUUAUACAAUUA